Molecule: messenger RNA, 864 nt
Organism: Fusarium graminearum PH-1
Lineage: Eukaryota; Fungi; Ascomycota; Sordariomycetes; Hypocreales; Nectriaceae
Exons: 2
Coding region: 1-864 (287 amino acids)
Biological process (GO): uroporphyrinogen III biosynthetic process
Molecular function (GO): uroporphyrinogen-III synthase activity
Source: RefSeq, a predicted model, not a curated record
AUGACAUCCACCGAUCCGGCUACGGAGCAAACCUCCAAAAUACCAAUUCUUCUGCUCAAGACAAGAUCAAGUCCAGGUGAUUCGUAUGAAGACCUCUUCUCAGAAGCCAGCGCCAAUGGAACUGGCUUUGCGCCUCAGUUCGUCCCGGUGCUAUUGCAUCAGUUCCAUGGCGAGGCCAAGACUAAUAUUGUGUCUCAUGCGACAGACGCUACCACAGGACCCUCAGAAACAACAUCAUGGCCUCACCUCCAAAACGUUCCUGUCUACAGCGUCGGUCCUGCCACGACGCGCGCCCUCGCUGCCGCCCCCCAGGACCCUCCGCUCCAAGUCUUCGGCAGCCACACGGGCAACGGUGCCGCCCUGGCUCCCUAUAUCCUCGCCCACUACUAUGAAUGGUACCGUGACCAAGCCCGUCUUACCCUCCCACCACUACUUUUCUUAGUUGGAGAGACCCGCCGCGACAUCAUCCCCAAGACCCUACAGGAUGGUGCUCUGCCUGAUACUGAGCGCAUCCGUGUUAACGAGACGGUCGUUUACGGGACGGGCGUCAUGGAGAGCUUCCCCGUUGAUCUGCGCCGGGUCCUUGGUGAGACGCGCGAUGAUCCGGUCCGCUGGAUCGUGGUAUUCUCUCCUACGGGAUGCGAUAGCAUGCUCCGGGUCAUGGGAAUUUUGGAUGCUGAGACGAACAAAGUAUACAAAGGAUACAAGCGGGACGGUAAGACUUUUAUUGCGACCAUCGGACCUACCACAAGAGAUCAUCUGCAGUCAUUUGGCUUUGAGCCAGACGUAUGCGCCGAGUCGCCCACGCCACGGGGCGUAUUGGACGGUAUACAGGAGUUUAUGUCCAAGAGGAGGCAGAGUUGA